AGUUCAAAUAGAAACCAGACUGUCCAAGUGAGAAGUAUAUCCAUGAAAGCAUAUAAUCAGCAUGAAACACCGGACAGGGAGAAUUGUGGCAGUUUUGAAGCAAUGUUUUUCAGCUCUAGCAAUGUUCAGCUCAGGAAAGUUGCCAGAAUUUGCUGCCUUGCAUGUGUUCCACUUGCUCAGCAACUUGUACACCUUUGUGGAGGACAGUCUUUAUGGUCCCCCUCUCCAGGUGCCAUCUUUAGUAUCUUCCAUAGUUCUGUGUUCAGAAAAAAGAAAAAGCAGGUGUAGAAUUCAUAAAAGAAAGUACAUUUGGUGUCUCAUCACAGUAAGCCAUGAUACAGCAGAAAGUCAAUGGCAGCUUGGCAGUGCUGGGACUUGAAACCUUGUUCUUCUGAUGAGUAAUCCAGAGGCUUAAUCACUGAGGCUUCAUAUGAGUUUGGACAGAAAAUCUUCCUUGAUGAUUGUUUGUUUUACCAAUAACCCACAUUUUCUGCAAAUAUUUAUUCUGUAGGUUAAGGUGUUUUUUUUUUUGCACAUGUGGAAUGAGUGUAAGUUACUACUACUGUGCUAAGAAAAUUAUCAAUAUAGCGACAUAGAUUUGUCAGUUUUAUAUUCCUAUGUGAAAAAUAGGAGACCUGAUCCUGAUUUAAUAGCAAACACUUUAAAGCAAAUUUGAUUAAUGUCUUACAUCGUAAAUUUUUCUGUAGAAUUUCUUUUGCAUAAAUUAUGUGUAUAAUUUUAAUAUACGUCACUAAUUUAAUUGUUAAUGCGAUAAAUAGGGUGGUAAACAAUGACUGUGACGUCACCAGCCGAGCUCCGUACCUGCUCUGUUACAAAAGUCAUUGUAGUACCGUGAGAACUGAGUAUCGCGAUAUUUCACACUAAAUAGCAACGUAAACCUGGCUGCUGUCGGCAUGUUUGCAUGGUCAAAGCUGUGUGGCAGGUUCGAAAACAGCCAGACGAGAGCAACAUGUCAGGAAGCAGCUCUUCUUUAACUUUUUCUGCUUCUUCGGCAGUUAAUCCUGUUACAAGUUAUGGUCAGUUUGUCAAGCUGUUUUCCGCCGCUUUCUAUGCAGUCAGCUCUUUUCUUAUAGUGAUUGUCAACAAGACCGUUUUAACAACUUAUAGAUUUCCCUCCUACAUGUUCCUUGGAAUUGGACAGAUGGCUUGCACAAUCAUCAUUCUAUAUUUAGCCAAAACAUGCAAAGCAGUUUCUUUUCAGGACUUUGACAAGAGCUUGUAUAGAAAGAUUUUUCCUUUGCCAUUACUCUAUGUUGGCAAUCACAUAACAGGUCUCGGAAGCACAAAGAAAUUAAGCUUACCCAUGUUUACUGUGCUCCGAAAAUUCACUAUUCCAUUGACAAUGAUUAUGGAAGCAAACAUAUUGAGUAAAUCCAUUUCACCUCACCUGGCAUGCAGUGUGGUAGCCAUUGUGCUUGGUGCACUAAUCGCUGCAAGUUCUGACCUGGCCUUUGAAGCAGAGGGAUAUGCUUUUGUUCUGCUUAACGAUGUCUUCACAGCUGCCAAUGGCGUGUACACAAAACAGAAACUAGGAAUAGAGGGCCUGGGCAAGUAUGGAGUUUUGUUUUACAAUGCUUUUAUCAUCAUAAUUCCCACUAUUUUAUCAAGUGCCUGCACUGGAGAUUUAGAGAAGGCUAUUGCCUUUAAAGGAUGGAUAUCACUAGGGUUCAUUUUUUAUUUUCUUUUGUCUUGUUUUAUGGGAUUCAUUUUGAUGUACUCCAUUGUUCUGUGCAGUCACCACAACAGUGCCUUAACCACCACAGUUAUUGGUGCCAUUAAGAAUGUUGCUGUAGCCUACAUUGGUAUGUUCAUUGGAGGGGACUAUGCAUUUUCCUGGCCUAACUUUGUAGGGCUGAAUAUAUGUAUAUCUGGUGGCCUGGUCUAUGCAUACCUGACAUUUCAUAACACCAGUACCUCCUCAAAACACACAACAAAUCAAGCAGCAGAAGAACUGGGGCAUGUCAGUGAGGUCAGGUCUCUGCGACAAGACCAGUCUAAUAAGUGCAUUUGUGAGGUCUGGCACCGAUGUUGGUCGAGAAGGCCUGGCGUGCAGUCUCCUCUCUAAUCAUCCCAAAAGUCAAGGAACCAGUAAAGACCUUCCACACCAAACUCCCUCAUUCAUAUCUUUAUGGACCUUGCUUUGUGCAAUGGUGCACAGUAAUAUUGGAACAGGAAGGGGACAUCCCCACAAAGUUGCAUGAAAUUGUCCAAAAUUUUUUUUGUCCAAAAUCAGCAUUUGGAGUUUACAUUUUUUUUCUGAGAGAUACAAUGAAAAAACGUCAAAUGAUAAGAUUUGCCACAUAGAGAAGCGUGAUUUCAUUACUCCAGAUAACGUGUCCAGUGGUGACAUGCUUUACACCACUGCAUCCGAUGCUUUUUUUUAACUUUUAUUUCCUGUGCAAAAUGUAGACGACAAGAUUUAGUCAGUCAUUUAUGGUGUUUAUUAAAAACCAGCAGUACUAACCAGGAUAAUCCAAGAAAACGCCUGCUUUGUACA
Messenger RNA from Tachysurus fulvidraco (yellow catfish), 2518 nucleotides. It is a transcript of the gene slc35d2, whose product is annotated as solute carrier family 35 member D2. The coding region runs from base 923 to 2086 and encodes 387 amino acids. Lineage: Eukaryota; Metazoa; Chordata; Actinopteri; Siluriformes; Bagridae. Gene Ontology annotation, molecular function: antiporter activity; GDP-fucose transmembrane transporter activity. The transcript has 13 exons. Gene Ontology annotation, cellular component: Golgi apparatus. The record is from RefSeq and is a predicted model, not a curated record.